This is a messenger RNA of Phytophthora megakarya, 1341 nucleotides long. Lineage: Eukaryota; Oomycota; Peronosporomycetes; Peronosporales; Peronosporaceae. The record is from the annotation of a GenBank genome assembly.
AUGGCUCAGUUGCAGGACCCCUCAUACUUCAAGGUGUUGAAACACGGAGAGUUGGUGGAUGCGGGUACGCAGACGGAAGAGGCCCCCUCGGUGACAACCAGGAUGGACGUCGCCACGCAAGUCAGUGAAGGUCAACUAGACAGCUAUGAUGAUGGCGACAUCCUGGAUGAUGACCGAGGUGAUAGCAAUGUGGAUACGCCUCCCGAAUGGACUAUGGAAUUCGAGGAACCACAGGGCGGCGAGACGUUUGCGGAGAAAGCACUCUGGUUCAUGAGCCUGGAUAUGGUCAGCGGUUUCUGGGCAAUCAAGAUGCCCGAAAGAGCCAAGUUGAUUUCAGCUUUCGUAUUCCCGUUUGGACAUUUCCAGUGGAUUCGAAUGCCGUUUGGUCUAAAAAAUGAACCCCUGAUUUACGAGCAAGUGAUCAACAAUUGCCUGUGGGGAUUCGUGCGUCUGCCACCAGAAGAGGAGGCGGAAGUAGACCAAGAAGUUUUGGAUUACCUGGAUCUGGAUCCCCAGGAUGAUGGACCUCCAGGGUGUGUGAGUCUGCCGAAGGGCGAGUUCGGGAUAUUGUCCAUUCCGUAUCUGUCGCAUGAGAUUAGCGCCGAAGGAAUCAGGGCAACACCAAAGACCGCUAAGGGUGUUCAGGAUUUACCGUUCCCAACAACGAUGAAGGGAGUGCAAUCUUUCUUGGGCAGCCUGAAUUACUAUCAUAAAUUCUUCGAAGACUACCCUGUGAUUACAGCUUCCCUGUAUGAACUCUCGGAUGACCAAGUGCGCUCAGGGCAAAAUCUAUCCAGGGCAAAGCAGGCGUUUGAAACCUGCGCGGUCCUGGGUCACGAACAUGACGGCUUGAUCCAGCCAGUGCGUUUUACGGACCGUGUUCUCCACGACGCGAAGUUGAGAUACCACAUCGCAGAAAAGGAGGUCAUCACCGUGUUGAGGUGGAAUCUGGACGUGAGGAAGAUCCAGCGAGACGAAGAUGGACUAGCUGUCAUCCUGGGUGCCGGCAUCACACCUCGGGAGCAUCUGGAUGAAGGCGCCGAGGAGCUCAUUCCUGCCAAGGGGCGUGCAAAACCACCACCGAUAAUUAGCGUGGAGAUGUUGGAAGAUACAUUCGUUUUAAGCUUUGAUGGUGCCACCAAGAUGUCUAGCAGGCAAGGCAGUAGUGGAUGUAUUUUAUGGGAACUCCCCGGAUGGAAAAUCCUGGAUGCACAGGGUUUCAUCCUGGAUGACGUUACUGUGAAUGACGCCGAAUACUGCGGGAUCUUGAAUGGUUUAAUCAUGGCGCAGGCCAGGGGCGUUAAAGACCUGAUCGCUGUGGAGGCGAUUGGCCAGUUGUGA